Messenger RNA from Heterobasidion irregulare TC 32-1, 906 nucleotides. RefSeq lists its product as uncharacterized. The coding region runs from base 1 to 906 and encodes 301 amino acids. The transcript has 8 exons. NCBI's taxonomy places the organism in Eukaryota, Fungi, Basidiomycota, Agaricomycetes, Russulales, Bondarzewiaceae. The record is from RefSeq and is a predicted model, not a curated record. Gene Ontology annotation, biological process: developmental process.
AUGCAAUCCGAUACUCUUCAGCAACCUUACACGAUAUUACGCAUCAAGAGAAAGCGAAACGAGGAGCCCUUGGAUGCACUAGUUGUCGAAUCUGUCAGACGCAAGAAGUCACGCCCGGGGCUAGAUGUGUUUCGAUUCGCAGAGACGGUAGCGGAAGGUGAAUGGGACGAGAGACGAGCAAAGGAGGUGCAGGACCGCAUCUCUGCGCUCGCGCGCGAACGAAUGAACAACCCGGCCGCAAUUGCUAGUGAAGCCCGACCGCGGCCAGAUUCUACUAGACAGUACACCGUUAUCACCCAGGAGGAUCCGCAAGUGCUGCCGCGACUUCCCGUCGCACCACCCCAGGUGAUGUCUACGAAGGAGCUGGAGCGCCAGAAGCAGCAAAAGAUCAAUGACGAUUUCAAGCUCUAUGACGCUAUCCUUGCCUCGGACGCACCUCCUGUCCCGUCCGCACCCGAGGUCGAUGAGGAAAUGGAAAAGUUCCAGUCUUUGCUACAGGACUACCUGCAGGUUCAUGACAUCACACCAUUUUCUCCGCCACUCUCAGCCCUCGCUUCGUCCCGAGCACUGCCAGUACAGAUGCCUCCACCGUCUGCGCCGAGUGACGACCCAGACUACGUCUAUGAUGUGUUCUAUCACCGUGCUGGAGCACUGCUCGAAAAUGAGAACGUUACCAACAUCGGAACGCUAAUUGGCCUGCCUGCGUCUUUCGCCGACCCAAAUUCCUCUGAUUCUGAGUCUGAAGAGGAGGACGAAGCUGACGAAGACUCCAACGCGGAGGAAUAUUACAAAAACGACUAUCCCGAGGAAGAUAGCUACGAGGGCUCUAGUGACGAGUUUCACGAGCACUCUGAAGACGAUGACUUUGCGAGAGACGACGACCACGACGACCACGAGUGGAGGUGA